GCGAGGUUUUGGUCUUGUCUUUCUUUAUAAGUUGUAGCUUUCUGAUAAGAAUUUGUGAGAUCGUAGAAAAUUGAAUUGCCAAUAUGAAGCAAAAGAUUGUGAUGAAGGUAGAUAUGACGUGCAAGAAAUGUCAGAAAAAGGCACUCCAGGUUGUAGCUGAAGCAAAUGGCGUGAGCUAUGUGGGCUUAGGAGCGCAGAAAGAUAGAGUGGAGGUGAUUGGGGAUGGAGUUGAUGCUCUAAAGCUGGUUAAAAAUUUGAGGAAGAAAGUUGGGCAAACCGAUAUCGUCAGUUUAGAGGCGAUAAAAGCAAGCUAGAGAGAGAGCUUAAUAUUAUGUAGACUUAAUAGCAAGAGUUUCUUGAAGAUUUUUAUUUAUUUUGUUUUCCCUUAUCAUCAAGAUGUUAAGGAUUUAUGCAGUUGAGAUGCCUUAGCAGAGGAUCAAUAUGAGUAUGUCUUUGGUAAA
This is a messenger RNA of Corylus avellana, 461 nucleotides long. RefSeq names its product heavy metal-associated isoprenylated plant protein 47. NCBI's taxonomy places the organism in Eukaryota, Viridiplantae, Streptophyta, Magnoliopsida, Fagales, Betulaceae. The record is from RefSeq and is a predicted model, not a curated record. Gene Ontology annotation, molecular function: metal ion binding.